This is a messenger RNA of Paramacrobiotus metropolitanus, 2202 nucleotides long. RefSeq lists its product as uncharacterized. Gene Ontology annotation, molecular function: protein binding. NCBI's taxonomy places the organism in Eukaryota, Metazoa, Tardigrada, Eutardigrada, Parachela, Macrobiotidae. The transcript has 4 exons. The coding region runs from base 108 to 1745 and encodes 545 amino acids. The record is from RefSeq and is a predicted model, not a curated record.
GAGUAGCUUCUCAGGUUACUUUUUCAUUCGCCACCUUUGCUGGCGUGAAUAUUUUUCUGUUUGAUUUAACCAAAAUAUUGUUGAAUUUGUGAAUUUACUAUCUGAAAAUGUUCAAAAAAGAUGUUUGGCGCGCUGGUGCCGUUGACGUUUUGGUGGAAACAAACGGGAUCCGCUCACUCCACCAUGGAUUUAUCGCCGACAUGGAUCCCGAACACCUCGUGAUUGAUUUCGGGUUCCCCGGUCACCGUUCCGAUGUGAUCCCUUUUAGCAAGUGCAGAGAUCGUGGCUACACCGAUAGCAUUUUUGUUGGAAACAAAGUACGAGCGUUGUCUCAGCGAUCGGCGGACCAGCCGUGGCGCUGGUAUCCAGCAAAGCUGCUCGCCUACGAGAGGCAGGAGUUCGCGUUUGUUGAAAUGGAAGUGGAUGGGGUGCUGGUUCGAGAUGUCCUGCCGACGGACCGAGUGGAGAAUGCGGUUGAACUGGAAAACUUCCAGUCUGAAAUGCGGACUUACUACAAAUAUAGUGUUGAGUUGCCCAACGACCAAGAACUGAUUUCUUUAACUGAACGUCCACGAUUCGGAAUCUGGUGGAACCGGGAAGCAGAUACUAUUGCGGUGAAGCGUAUCGCUGGAACAUUGAGCUACCUUACUGUGAACGAGACAAUGCUCUCAACAACGCAGUGCACCAGCUUUCUUCAUGCCGUGCGUGGCCUGUUAAUCGGACCUGAUGAAUGGAAACCGGCCAAGCGACCCUUCCAGGCAGCAUUUCCUCAUGGUAAGAAAAGGUCAAAGUCUGAAGUGUUAAUGCCCAUGGCUCUGCCACCUGCGAACAUACAGGGAUUCACUAUUGCUGAUGUGUUGCCGGAAGUUGUUCUUGAAAUUUUGAGCGAUAUCGAUAUAACAAACCAGCAGAGGUGCCGUCGAGUCUGCCGAACCUGGAACCAUUUGCUUACCAGUCCUGUGGUGAUCAAAAUUGACAUUGACAAUCUUCCGAUGCGUUCUCCUGCCGUGUUCGGCAGUGGUUGUCAGCGCGAAAAUGUGCAUAUACCCUUAUCACUCUGUAAAACGGCCGGCCCAGCUACCAAAGUUUUAAUCAUCACCGGACAAUAUUUUGGCAAAUGGCAGUAUGCACCUUUUCGUUCCGUAACCGCCAUGUUGAAAGCUAUGAACGUGUUCGUUCCGAUGAUUGUGAUUAACCGGCGCACAAUUUGGGCUAGCGAUCUGUUGGAGUAUUCCGAUCCGCUCCGGGUGUACUUGCGUCCCGAAUGGCUUGAUGUUUGUGGCAAGCUGGCUUUGAUAAACGUGGAUGUGCGGGCUUUGGUGGAAUCGCAGGACCGCCUUCCGGUCGUACCGGGGUUUCCAGUUAUUUUUAAAUGCGACCGCCUUCUCGAGAAUUCUUUUGGAGUGAAGCUGAAGCCAGCCAAUAUUGUUCUCGAUGCGAUGAACACGAAGUCUUUGCUGGAUGCGUUGGAUGGUCUGUGUCCGGAAAUGAGCAAUCAGGAUUUGCGAUCAAUGGAGACCGAAUUGGCGAAAAGAUUACCGCAAUCAGAUGAGCUUGUUCUGCAGGUGUUGAGAAAGUGGCAGUUGGAUGAUCCCUUGUUGGCUCCAGAGCAAAAUGGCUCAUUUAAAUGUCCAAAGUUAACCUCUUUAAGGAAAAUCACCUUGUACGCACUGCAAUACCGUCUCCGUCCCCGACCGACAGGAGGCGUACAGGUCAAUGGCAUGAACUUUCAACUCCCAUUUUGACUUGACCUGUUUGAUCUUGAAUGCGACCUGUAUUGGGAUGCAGGUUCCGGUGUUAAACUUGUCGGCUUCUGGUUACCAGUGUGUUUGUCCACAGAUUUACGCACCUUUGCACGGCUUGCGCCUGGUUGAUAGAAUCUAGAAAUACUAGUUUGGAUACUCUAUUGUCGGCUUUACCGCUUUAGUAUGAAAAUACGCGCUUUACUUGUUUAAAAUUGUAUAAAAGUUGUCUUGUAUAAAAUAUAUAAAUGCGUGUAUAAAGUGCUUGCUUGUAUAAAAGUUGUCGGCUUUAAGUGGUGCUUUGAAUUUUUUAAUUGUUUUGUGAAUUCUGCGUACCUUUAUGGAAAUAAUCAACGGCUGCCCUGAUGAACUUGUUCCUUUAAACGAUAGCGCAUGGCUGGAAUGGCAACUAAAGUGAACUAACCAUAAGCUUCUGUUGAUCGAUGUCUUGAUGUCCAUU